AUUCACACUCCAUUCACACUCCACACGAAUCCAAUGAGCUUGUUCCUCUCUCCGUCACUGAGUUGCUUCUUCUCUCCGUCGCACCAGCUUCUUCCGCCGCUCUCGCCGCCUUUUGCGUUGCAGGAUCUCUCUCUAUCAUCCUUGUGUCGCACGGGCUCCCUCCACCGCCGCUCUCGUCGUGUCUGCAGCGAUUCGUGAAACUCAGCUCAACUCGGUGGAAACUCGGUGGUUAUUGUUGAAUGGCGAAGCUUGAAGCUCAGCUCAGAAUGAUAGUGGACUCCGUUAGUAACUUCUUCUCCGGCAAAGACCAGCUUCCCUGGUGUGACCCUGACAUCGUCGCUUUAAGGAGGAGGAAUUGCAGCUUCUAUGAAACAAUUCCCUGUUGUGAUGGAUCAUUGUGUAAUCAAUUCAUGGAGGAUCACAACACAGCUACCUUCCCUUCCAAAAAGCAAGAAUUGUUGCAAGCACGUGAAAAGCAUAAGGAAGAGCAAGUGAUUGCUUUGAAGCAGUCUAUGCAAAGUGGAAUGGCACAGACAAUGAAAGAGCAAGCUCAACUGAGGGAGGAAAUGGCAUACCAAUACAAGCUUGGUAACUUUGAGGCUGCUACUGCAAUUCAGAGAAGGUUGGAUAUAGCUUCCAUGAAUAAAUAUCGAGAAAAGAGCUUUCUGAUCAAAGAAUUUGGUGACAGUUUCAUGGUGAUCAUGCCUUCAUGACAAACAUCAAUGUAAAUUAUGAAUUGUUAUGGUUAUCAGGUAUGAGAUAUGCCUGGGAGGUGGGGAUGGAUUUUAUGUGUUCCGAAAGUUUAGUUAAAUGCUCAUUGAAAAUGGAGAUAUAUGUAUAUUUUGAGGAAGAUGAAGAAUAUUACUCUCUUGCCUUAGAUUGUUGUUGUCUUGUUGAAAGAGUGAUGGUCCCCAUGUGCAUCCAACUAAUAUGUUCAACCUCUUCUUUUGAUUGAGAUUUUGUAAAGGUUCUUUUGGUUGGAAUUUUAGUAAAAGUGCAUUUUCAUAUAGGAAUAUUUGCAAAAGUGUAUAAGGAGUUCACUUGAACUUGCAUGCUAUUAUUCUCAAUUUUUGUAUUUUUUAUUGAUCUUGCAGGAGCACCAUCUUGGAGAUAUGAAUAAGCAACUUAGGCUCAAGCUUGAGGCAGAAGGGUUCAAUCUAAAACCUAUGAAAAGCUUGUGGAGUUCAACUUCAGUUGCUGCAAACAGCAACUUUACCUUUCAGCCUUCUCAAACCAAUAACCCUAUGGAUUGCCAACCUGAGCCUUUCUUGCAAAUAGGUCUGAAGAAUCGUUGGUGGAGCUGCUGCAAAAUCUCGCAGACAUAGAUAUUACAUUCCAAGGUUGAAGAUUAACAAUCAGCACAUACAAUGUUGUCUAGAACCACAUCUCUCUUUCCUCCUGUUCGAACCGUAGAGACCUAGGCAUCCUUCUUUCCAGGUUUUGGUUGUCUUUGCUUCCAGGUUUUGGUUUCAAAAUUCUUUUAAUUUUUGUUGAGUUCAAUUAAUUUUAUUUAGUUAGUUUGAUUUUAGUAAUUAUUUUAGUUAGAUUUGUUUUUUGAUUAGUGAAUUUUUAGGUUGUUAAAAUAGGAUUAGAUUAGGUUUUGAUUCUGAAUAGCUGAGAAAUGUUUAGAUUGUUAAUCUGGAUUGCUGAACAUUGCUGAACAUUGUUAAUAUGAGCUUGAUGAAUGUUGUCUAUAAUAGAAAUUUAAUUCAGUUAAUGGCUUCUUCUCUGGUAAUGCUUCUUCUCGGUAAUAAUCUGUAAUUUCUAUUGAUCCUUCUUGGUGCUGUGGUGGUUGUGAUUGAGAUCUGGAAUUUGAUUCUUCUUCUUCUUCUUCUAAUUCUUCCCUGCUAUGUUGUACAAUUUCUACUUUGUGCUUAAUUUCUUCUUCUUCCUCUUUUCUUUCUUGAAUUUCUGCUAUUGCUGCUGCGAUUUUCUUGUUUGGUUGAUGGCUCAGAUUCGAUUGAUUUUCUAGACAAGGUGAUAUUGAUGGUGUUUUUAACUUGCCCUUGCAGUUUUUUCCCUCUUCCCAUCAUGUUUGAUUCUCUUUUGUAAUAAUAUGAAACUACAUAAACUCUUUUAGUGUCACCGUCUUCAUUAAUGGUGCGAAUGGAGCAAGUCAGAAGAGAACGAGCCACCAACGAUGGCAGCAUGCGUUCAAGUUUGCUGCCCAUCUCACUGUGUAACAUGUUAAGUGAUACUCCAAUACACAGUUUGGUCUUAACAAAUGAGAAAUAAAUUAAUAUAACAUGAACGUGGGCGUAGACUUUUAUCACAUGCUUUUAUCAUCAUGAGGUAUCUGCUUUCGUACUAUUCAGCUUCUUAAUCCUAUGCUAUAUAAAAACUAGUCAUGAAUUUGCCUCAUCAAAAAAUUGUGAACGCUAAGAGAACAAAGAAAACUUAUUAACCAG
Messenger RNA from Arachis ipaensis, 2408 nucleotides. The record is from RefSeq and is a predicted model, not a curated record. NCBI's taxonomy places the organism in Eukaryota, Viridiplantae, Streptophyta, Magnoliopsida, Fabales, Fabaceae.